Molecule: messenger RNA, 1536 nt
Organism: Calypte anna (Anna's hummingbird)
Lineage: Eukaryota; Metazoa; Chordata; Aves; Apodiformes; Trochilidae
Gene: MATN1
Product: matrilin 1
Exons: 8
Coding region: 1-1482 (493 amino acids)
Molecular function (GO): calcium ion binding
Source: RefSeq, a predicted model, not a curated record
AUGGACAGGAUUUUCUCUGCUUUGCUGCCCUCUUUGCUGCUUCUCCUCCAUGGCCAUGGGGGGAGUGGGGCAUCCCCACAGCCCAGAGGCACCCUGUGCAGAACCAAACCCACUGACCUGGUGUUCAUCAUCGACAGCUCCCGGAGCGUUCGUCCCCAGGAGUUUGAGAAAGUCAAAGUCUUCAUGUCCCGGGUGAUCGAGGGCUUGGACGUGGGUCCCAACUCCACCCGGGUGGGUGUCAUCAAUUAUGCCAGUGCUGUCAAGAAUGAAUUCUCCCUCAAAAGCCACCAAACCAAAGCUGGGCUCCUCCAAGCUGUCCGGAGGAUUGAGCCACUCUCCACUGGGACUAUGACAGGUCUGGCCAUCCAGUUUGCCAUCAGCAGGGCUUUUAGUGACUCUGAAGGGGCCAGGGUGAGGUCCCCCAAUUUUAAUAAGGUGGCCAUCGUUGUGACUGAUGGACGUCCCCAGGAUGGAGUGCAGGAUGUGUCAGCCAGGGCCAGGGCAGCUGGCAUUGAGAUCUUUGCCAUCGGGGUUGGCAGGGUGGACAUGCAGACCUUGAGGCAGAUUGCCAGCCAGCCCCUGGAUGAGCACGUGGACUACGUGGAGAGCUACAGUGUGAUAGAGAAGCUGACCCACAAGUUUCAAGAAGCUUUCUGUGUGGUGUCAGACCUGUGUGCCACUGGAGACCAUGACUGUGAGCAGCUCUGCAUCAGCAUCCCAGGAUCCUACAAGUGUGCCUGUAAAGAGGGUUUUGUGCUGAACAACGAUGGGAAGAGCUGCAGUGCUUGCAGUGGUGGGUCAGGAGCUGCUCUGGACCUCGUUUUCCUGAUCGAUGGCUCCAAGAGUGUGAGGCCUGAGAACUUUGAGCUGGUGAAGAAAUUCAUUAACCAAAUCGUGGACUCGCUGGAGGUGUCAGACAAACAAGCCCAGGUUGGCCUGGUUCAGUACUCCAGCUCUGUCAGACAGGAGUUUCCACUGGGGCAGUUCAAGACCAAGAAGGACAUCAAAGCAGCAGUGAAGAAAAUGAGCUACAUGGAGAAGGGGACAAUGACAGGCCAGGCUCUCAAGUACCUGGUUGACAGCUCCUUUGCCAGCAUCAAUGGAGCCAGGCCUGGGGUCCCCAAGGUGGGCAUUGUCUUUACUGAUGGAAGGUCACAAGAUUACAUCUCAGAUGCUGCUAAGAAAGCCAAAGAUUCAGGCUUCAGGAUGUUUGCAGUGGGAGUUGGCAAUGCAGUUGAGGAUGAGCUGAGGGAAAUUGCUUCCGAACCAGUAGCUGAGCACUACUUCUACACAGCUGACUUCAGAACCAUCAGCAAGAUCGGGAAGAAGUUGCAAAUGAAAAUCUGCAUUGAGGAAGAUCCAUGUGAAUGUAAAUCUAUUGUGAAGUUUCAGACAAAAGUAGAGGACCUCAUAAACUCCUUGCAGCGGAAAUUGGAAGCCGUGGCAAAAAGAAUUGAAGCCCUGGAGAACAAGAUCAUGUAAGAUCCCCAACCCAAGGUUAUUUCCCUCCUUCCUGAUGUAACAAAACCAGAACUC